This is a messenger RNA of Mizuhopecten yessoensis (Yesso scallop), 1383 nucleotides long. RefSeq lists its product as uncharacterized. The transcript has 4 exons. NCBI's taxonomy places the organism in Eukaryota, Metazoa, Mollusca, Bivalvia, Pectinida, Pectinidae. The coding region runs from base 433 to 981 and encodes 182 amino acids. The record is from RefSeq and is a predicted model, not a curated record.
AUAAGUGUAUAUAUCCGUGUCUGAAUUGUAUGCGUUUUAAACACACCUGUAUACUUAGUGACAGACGUAAAACUGUAGCGCCUUGUCUGGAUUAUAUACUGCUUGUAUAUUGUACAAAUUCUGACAGCAAAUAACUAUCAAUCAACAGAUGAUACAUACAAGCUGCAAAGUUGACAUUGUACCGGACACUACCUGUCUCAGGUAAUUGAAGACACUGUUUACAACACACUACGUACCAAAUGGAACGUUUUUUGGAUAUCUCAAGUUGUAAUCCUUGACAGAGGCAAUGGACAUGAGUACUGCAUUGUCCUACUAUAUUGUACACUGGCCCAAUGUGAUGAUUUAUCACAGAAACGUAUAAAACCAUAUGCGCAAUUGCAGGUAUUGGACAAUCAACGUAAUUAUAACAUUGUAGUUUAUCCUUUUUACACCAUGUUAAUAAUCAUCAUAUUAAAGAAAUUUCUGCAAACCAAAGUUGGAGCACAUGAGGACAAUGCAUGGCGGUGUCUUUACCCGAUGAUGCUUAUAACGACAAUAUGUUCUGUGAUUGGAUUUUUCACCCCUUUUUGGUUUUCUGACGAGCAUUGUUCCGAUCGGGGACUUUUGUAUGAUUGCUGUGAGUUAACAAACAAUGUAACAACUUGCAACCAAGCGGCAUGGUUAUCAGAAGAAUCCGUGGCCGGUGCUUUGGUAGCAGCACUCGUACUGGCACUGUUGUCUAUUGUUGGCGCUAUUGCAGGAACCGUGGCUACUGUCGUCAUCAUCAUCAAAGACAUCAAAGCCAAUUCUAUAUCGACAAGACCCGUGGUUUUUGUAGGCUUUGCUAGUGGGUCUCUAAUGGUGUCAUCCUGUUUGUUGAUAUUGGAAGAAUUUGGUCCCCAUUCCCUUGGUACAUCAUUCUACGUAUGUGUAUUAUGUGGUGCCUUUCAGGUACUUCCGAUUAUUGGAUUCAUGUUUUCCAAACAACUGAUUGGCUUUUGAUAACUUAGCAUUGGAGUCGUCAUUCACCAUUGCGAUUCAUCUUAAUGCAGUCUUUCAGCACUUACAAUAAGAUGACAGUGAUUCUGUUAAAGAAUGUAUCAACAAAAAUGUAGUAAUUAAGAUAGCUUCUUCCGUCACAAAUUAUUGUUAAAUUAAAUGGUAUAAUCAUUGUUGAUAGAGGAAUUCAUUCCUGAGCGAUGAUAUAUUGAUAGCCAGUCUUAUGUAUAUGAAAUGUCGUUUGUCAAUAUGGAAGUUCACAUCUGAGUCUGGCACUAGUAAAAUUAAAAUGGAAUAAUUACGUCGUAAAUGAAUAUACAAGCUGAAUUCAAUUUUAAAAUCAACAAGGCUAAUUGUAUAUAUGUACAUAUAGGUGUAUGUUAUUAAACGGAGUUCAAGAAUUCA